AAUUCAGUUUGUGGUCGGUGUUUAUGUGGAAUGGUUGCUAUUGCGGUAGUUUUUCCCAUACAUUUUUGGCAUUUUGUAAUUGUACUAAAUUAAAUUAAGUUAAUUAUACCUACGGAUCAGCCCAUAGGGAGCUAGCAAUUUGUGUUUUCUUUCCAAGGCGAACAACAAAAAUUUCAAAUUGUAUUCUCAUGUAAAGUUUUAAGAAAAAUCGGCAACACGGCCACACAGCUACAAAAACAACGAUAAGCCGCAUACAGCUGUCUACAUCUGCCCGCAAUAGUGGCGAAGAAGAAGAAAUACAGAGAAACACAAAAGCCAAACAACGACGUUUAAAACUGCCUUGCUGGCUUAGCGGAUUUCCUAACUUACGUUCAAAAGCAUGGAAGUUCAUACAGUUAACAGUCUGCACAGCAACUCCUCAUUGAUUUCUGCACUUCAGGCAGCAAACUCAACGAACGCCAGCUCAUCCACACCCAAAAAGAAGAAGGAUCAGUCUCAUUCCCCGUCCCCGACUGCAUCCGUGGAGGCAGCGCUUAUCGAAACUCUGAACAAGCAACAGUUAACCAACAAUACGUUGGAGGCGACGGAAGCUGAGACGGCGACCACGAAAAGCAAUCACAGUCCCUGCGCAAGUCCAGCAAGCUCCAACUCAGAACUGGAGAAGGAUUUCCACGAGUUGCUCGAUCUAAAUGGCUCUCACACCAGCGGCAGCGUUGGAAAAUCGAAUGGAUCGCUCAGCGGCGCUUCCUCGACCACAUCAGCGCCGCCUACGACAAGCACCAAUACAGUAAGCACAUCGGCGACAACGACAAAUGGUGGUGGCCAUGGUGUAUCGACGACGGUACUUGUGACCGGGUUGCCGAAUGUUAAGAAGCGCAUCUCUAGCAGUCGUACACCGACGCGAAAGGCACACCGCAUCAAAUUUUAUCGUAACGGUGAUCGUUUCUAUCCAGGCAUUACCAUUCCUGUUUCCAACGAAAGAUAUCGCUCCUUCGAAAGUCUCUACGAGCAUUUGACGAAAAUGUUGGAGGAGAAUGUUAAAAUACCAGGCGCCGUUCGUACCAUAUACAAUAUGUGUGGCAAAAGGAUUGCCGCUUUGGACGAGCUAGAAGAUGGCCAAAGCUACGUAUGUUCCUGCAAUAACGAGAAUUUCAAAAAGGUCGAAUACAACACCACUUCACAGCCAUUGGCAAACCUGACUUUGGCUAAUAAUCGCGCCAACCAGCGCAUUUCGAAAAUGCAGCGUCCAGCAUCGCCCCUCAAGAACGGAGCCAUGGCCAGCAGUGCACCGGCACCAGCAGCCGGAACAAACAGCAGCCCUUUGAACAGCUCGCGCUUCAGUUCACGUGACAGCGUCGUUCAUCCCCGCAUUGUCACACUCAUCCGGAACGGCACCAAACCACGUCGCAUUAUGCGCUUGCUCCUAAAUAAACGGAACAGUCCCAGCUUCGAGCAUGUAUUAACCGCCAUUACUCAGGUGGUGAAACUGGACACUGGCUAUGUACGAAAGGUGUUUACUCUGUCGGGUGCCACUGUGGCGCAAUUGGCCGACUUUUUUGGACCGGAAGAUGUGUUUUUUGCCUAUGGAACCGAAAGAGUUAACAACAUCGAGGACUUCAAGCUAGAGCCAGACGAGCAACGCGCCAUCAAUGCGAUACGAAAGACACUGCGUACAGCUGGCACCACCUGCAAAGGCCCCAAGCCAAAGAUGCCGGUGAAAAGCAAAAAGGUUUAUCCGUCAGCGCCAAAUGCCCCAGACCCUGGGCAGCCAACUGACAAUCCGCCAGCGAUCAACGACGAAGAAGCGGCUCUACUUAACAGCACUGGUGUCGAACCCUGGCAGCUUCCAGUGGCCAUACGCGACAACUACUUGUUAGGGCCGAUCAUUGGGGAUGGCAACUUUGCUAUUGUGCUGAAGAUUAAAGAGAGGCAGACGGGCGUGCCGUACGCGCUCAAGAUUAUUGAUAAGAGCAAGUGCAAGGGCAAGGAGCACUAUAUAGAUGCCGAGGUGCGUGUGAUGAAGAAACUUCAGCAUCCCCAUAUCAUAUCACUCAUCAUGGACGUCGAUCAGCAGGAGAAUAUGUACCUGGUGCUCGAGUAUGUGAGUGGUGGUGAUCUGUUCGAUGCUAUUACUCAGGUCACACGCUUCUCGGAGAGCCAGUCGCGCAUUAUGAUGCGACACCUGGGCUCGGCGAUGUCUUAUCUACAUUCCAUGGGCAUUGUUCAUAGGGACAUCAAACCCGAAAAUCUUUUGGUCGAACUAGAUGAGUUUGGAAAUGUCAUUGAACUCAAGCUGGCUGAUUUCGGGCUGGCUUGUGAAGUCACCGAACCGCUGCUAGCCGUGUGUGGUACACCUACCUAUGUGGCGCCCGAAAUACUACUAGAUGUCGGCUAUGGGUUAAAGAUCGAUGUCUGGGCAGCUGGCAUUAUAUUGUACAUACUGCUCUGUGGUUUUCCGCCAUUUGUGUCUCAAAACAAUCAGCAGGAACCACUGUUUGAUGCUAUUAUAUCAGGCGUUUACGAGUUUCCAGAUCCAUACUGGUCUGAUAUUGGAGAGGGUGUGCGCGAUCUAAUCGCUAACAUGCUGCAAUCGGAUCCAGACGUGCGCUUUACCAGCGAGGACAUACUGGACCAUUAUUGGACCAUGGGUAACGAUGACAAUGGGUGCUGUGGCGACUUCAGCAGAUGAAUAAUCGUUGCUGUUUGGGGCGUUUAAAGUACAACGCCGUCGUCUAGUAUGUUUUUUAUUAUGUAAUUAGCGCUAUUAAUAUAGGACUUAAUUUAUUUAUAUACCAAAUGCAUAUGUACGUACUGGCGCAUUAUAUAACAAAACCAACAAAGCGCACGCAAAAAUAACUUGCUACAGUUAAUAUAAAUUCCAAUUUCCAAACCGUUUACGGUUCGCUACACGAUGUAUUAA
This is a messenger RNA of Scaptodrosophila lebanonensis, 2920 nucleotides long. RefSeq names its product serine/threonine-protein kinase GA29083. Bases 380 to 2689 code for a protein of 769 amino acids. The record is from RefSeq and is a predicted model, not a curated record. NCBI's taxonomy places the organism in Eukaryota, Metazoa, Arthropoda, Insecta, Diptera, Drosophilidae. The transcript is spliced from 7 exons. Gene Ontology annotation, molecular function: ATP binding; protein kinase activity. Gene Ontology annotation, biological process: intracellular signal transduction; protein phosphorylation.